GGCGCGCGGCGGAGAGGCAGGUGGGUGGCCCGGCGGGCGCUGCAGACGGGGAAGCCGAGCCCUCCGCCCCCCGGUUCGCGCCGGCGCCGCUGCAACCCGCUCCCAGGCCGCGCGUGCCGCCAACCCUCGCCAGGGCGCCCGCCGCCCGGGCCUCGGGCUCGCCAUGCGCUCCGCCGCCGUCCUGGCCCUUCUGCUGUGCGCCGGGCAAGCCAUUGCCCUUCCUGUGAGCAGCCCGAUGAAUAAAGGGGACACUGAGGUGAUGAAGUGCAUCGUUGAGGUCAUCUCUGACACACUCUCCAAGCCCAGUCCCGUGCCCAUCAGCCAGGAGUGUUUUGAGACACUCCGAGGAGAUGAACGGAUCCUCUCAAUCCUGCGACAUCAGAAUUUGCUGAAAGAGCUCCAAGACCUUGCUCUCCAAGGUGCCAAGGAGAGGGCACAUCAGAAGAAACACAGCGGUUCUGAGGAUGGACUCGCAGAGGCUCCUGACAAGCAGAAUGACCAGGCUGAGCGGAAAGAGGUGACGGGAGAAGCAUCCCCCAAGGAUGCUGUGGAGAAAAGAGAGGAUCCUAAAGAGACAGAGAAUGAUGGAGACACAGACGGAGCCAGGCCCCAAGCCUCCCAGGAGCCUGGACGAGGGCCCCAGGUCGAGGGGGACAGCCAGGCCCCAGGGCAGCAGGAGGCUGCCAACACUCACUCCCCAGCCAGCCUUUCCGGCCAGAAACACCCAGACUCACAGGCCGAGGAAGACAGCGAGGGCCUCUCUCAGGGCCUGGUGGACACAGAGAAGGGCCCGGGUGCAGAGCAAGGGCAGCAGGCAAAGCGAGAGGAGGAGGAGGAGGAGGAGGAGGAGGAGGAAGAGGAGGAGACUGGAGAGAAGGCUGCGACUGAGGAAGAAAACCCCACGGAGGCACUUAACCCCCACCCAAACCUCGGCCACCAGGAGACCGACAGGGGUGAGAGUUGGCCCGAGGCUCAGGCUGUGGACGAAGCCGGGAAGACAGGGGCUAAGGAGGCUCGGCCCCCCGAGGGAGAGGGAGAGCGGGAGCACUCCCGGCAGGAGGAGGAGGAGGAGGAAGAGGAGGAGAUGGCAGAGGCCCCUCGAGGCCUCUUCCGGGGCGGGAAGAACGGGGAGCUGGAGCAGGAACAGAAGGAGGAGCAGCUCUCCAAGGACUGGGAGGGUGCCAAGCGAUGGAGGAUGGACCAGCUGGCCAAGGAGCUGACGGCCAAGAAGGGGCUGCAGGGGGAGGACGAGGACGACGACCCCGACCGUUCCAUGAAGCUCUCCUUCCGCGCCCGGGCCUACGACUUCAGGGGGCCUGGGCUGCCGCUGCGUCGAGGCUGGAGGCCGACCUCCCGGGAGGACAGCGUGGAGGCGAGUCUGCCCCUCCAGGUGCGCGGCUAUGUGGAGGAGAAGAAGGAGGAGGAGGGCAGCGCCAACCGCAGGCCAGAGGACCAGGAGCUGGAGAUCCUGACGACCAUCGAGGCAGAGCUGGAGAAGGUGGCCCAGCAGCUGCAGGCGCUGCGGCGGGGCUGACCCGCCGGCCAGCCCCCCACCCAGGGCCCCAAGGCAGCCGGUGGUCCUGGCUCUGUUGUUCCCCCCGCAGGUCCUGGCCAGGUGCAGCUGCUGGUAGGGAGGCUGCUGCAGCCUGCCCCAAACCCAGGCCACCCUGGCCCCCUCACCCCUUUCCUCCUGCUCCCAAUUCCCGCCCCUGUGCGCCCCUCUGCAAGGGCGGACCCUCCACGACUUUAACCGGUUGUCUUUUCUCGCGAGACACAAGCAGAUUUCUAGAAGUUUCCUUCCCACCAUCAGAGCCAUUGGGUGCAACUGCAAUAACUUCUAACCUUUUGCUGAAAGCUGAGAAUUCCUGACUGUAAUGUAUUCUUUACAAAAUUUAUCUAAGGAAAAAUAAAUCUGCU
This is a messenger RNA of Nyctereutes procyonoides (raccoon dog), 1917 nucleotides long. RefSeq names its product chromogranin A (gene CHGA). Gene Ontology annotation, cellular component: chromaffin granule. NCBI's taxonomy places the organism in Eukaryota, Metazoa, Chordata, Mammalia, Carnivora, Canidae. The record is from RefSeq and is a predicted model, not a curated record. Gene Ontology annotation, biological process: negative regulation of insulin secretion; negative regulation of catecholamine secretion; defense response to bacterium. The coding region runs from base 164 to 1534 and encodes 456 amino acids. The transcript is spliced from 8 exons.